CUCGGCCCUCGCCCUCCCGCUGCGCCGGCGGAGCGGGCAGAGGACGAACGGGCUGGGGACGUGCUCCUGACCUAGCUGGGCCCCGGGUUAAUGGAACGGCGGGCUCGGAGGGUCCUGGAGGCUGACGGCCGGGGACGUGGGGAGAGCGCGGGGGAGGCACAGGGGGUCUGCGAGUAGUUGGAAGGAGACCUGAGGCACCUCCUGCCAUGGAUCGCCCUGUGCGCUGUCAGUCCAGGCUGGGUAACGUCCUGCACCAAGACCACCAGUCUGAUUUUGCUGCUACUUCUGUCCCUGCAAACGUAGCCAACUGCUACGCUGGUGUGAGGGAAAUGAGAACUGAGAAGAGAUUUAAGCACUUUCAGACCAUGUUAAAGACCAAGUUGAAUGUCCUAACUCUUCGGAAGGAGCCUCUCCCAACAGUGAUCUUCCACGAACCAGAAGCCAUUGAGCUGUGCACCACAACUCCCCUCAUGAAGUCCCGGACUCACACUGGAUGCAAGGUUACAUAUUUGGGUAAGGUUUCCACAACAGGGAUGCAAUUUUUGUCAGGCUGCACAGAGAAACCAGUCAUUGAAUUAUGGAAGAAGCACACGCUUGCCAGGGAGGAUAUUUACCCAGCUAACGCCCUUCUGGAAAUUCGCCCUUUCCAAGUCUGGCUGCAUCAUCUGGACCUCAAAGGCGAGGCGACAGUCCACAUGGAUACCUUUCAGGUAGCACGUAUAGCCUACUGCACUGCUGACCACAACGUCAGCCCAAACAUCUUUGCGUGGGUCUAUCGGGAGAUCAACGAUGACUUGUCCUACCAGAUGGACUGCCAUGCUGUAGAGUGUGAGAGCAAGCUGGAGGCCAAGAAGCUGGCCCAUGCCAUGAUGGAGGCCUUUAAGAAGACUUUUCACAGCAUGAAAAGCGAUGGCCGGAUCCACAGGAACAGCUCGUCAGAGGAAGUGUCUCAUGAAUUUGAAUCUGAUGAUGGCUGACUGAACUCAUUCACGGUUCAGCAAAGGCAGAAAUGGCCUAGGGAAUGAGAUCUGAGAGAUGAAUAAGCAACAAUUGAAAUUGGGGAAUGAAAGGACUGCCAAACGCUUGUCUGACCAGCUUUUUAAAUCAAAAGAGCAAUUCAGUACCUACAGAUAUGCAUCAUUAAAGUAAUUAAGUUACAUUGAAAUCUGCUGCUGUUGUAAAAGUGAGAAAAAAGCUCCCUCCCCCAUCUCUCUCACCCACCCAUCACUGUGCCUUUCUCAUCUCUGUAGUUCAGGUGCAUACCAUGAAGUAGAAUCAUUCCUGUUUGUCUUAUAAGACUGGUCAGGCAAUUUUAUUAGUUGCUCCUCUGGCAUUCCUAGCUGGGGGCUGAUGCACAAGAGCAAGUAGACCUGGAAAGCCCUAAUGGUUCCCGAAGAAUCUUUCUCCAUGAUGCAUCACAAAAAUCCUUUGACCGUACGUAGGCUAAGACAGCCAUACAUAGCCUUUUAGACUAACGGCCUGGCAUUCUGCAGUUAAUUCACAUUUCACAGAUAAAAAAUGAAAGAAGAUGCUUGUAUGUACACAUUAUAUCAUAUGCUAUCCUUUAUUUUAUUCAUUGUACCUAUUUUCUUAAUAUACCUGCUGCCACGUCCUUCACCCAACACCAGUAGUCGCAGUUUCAGACUAUAUACUGCAGGAUACCAAAAAGAGGAAAAAUACUCCGCAGUGGCUAGGGGUACAGCAGGCCAGCACCACUAUCUGUGUGUUUUCCAACCCUGAUGUGAUCCACGGGAGCGGGGCCCACUGGUAAGAGUUGAGGGACACUUGGGUCUGUUAGUGUUUGAACUGUGACUUCUCAUCAACCUCAGGUCUGAAGUGAUAUGAGCAUGGUAGCCUCAACUCCAUGUUACCAGUCUCCGCAUUGCUGGUCAAGUGGCCCUGGUGGGAUGGAGCUGGUAGUGCCUCGUCGCACAGCCAGGGCUGCGUUACUGUAAAGAUCAAAGGAAACGGUCCCUUGGGAGUCAGGUUUGAACAUCUGUUCUGGUUGAGAAGCUCAUUUUAAGAUUCGCGUUAUCUUUCCUUUUUCACAGAUAUACAGAGUCAUGCCUUUCUUAAAUGCAGAUGUUUAAUAAAACUCAAAUAAAAGGAAAAACCUGUUUCACUUGAUAUUUUUUAAGGUCGAGAGCAGAUCAAUAGUUUGCAGGUAAUGCUGCUCCUUUAUACAAUUUUGUUUGUAAUUAUGGUAAUGUUAGGGGCACUAGGGCACCUUACAGAAGCCUUAAAAGAAAUCUAAUCGAAGCAGAUAGCUCUAUGUCUGUGUUUUCUGGGUCUAUAUGUUUGUAUGUGAGAGUGUAUGUGUGAGUCCCGUGUUAAAGCAUGUAGAUUGAGCAUGGAGACAUAUUGAGGAGGGCCCACACCUCUUGAAAAUAUGCUUGUUGCUUUACAAUGUAUGUAAACUAUUCUCCAGCAUAAAUGCAUUCAUACUUUAAUAAAAAAAAAAAUGUUUUGAGUUAAA
This is a messenger RNA of Aquila chrysaetos chrysaetos, 2476 nucleotides long. It is a transcript of the gene PID1, whose product is annotated as phosphotyrosine interaction domain containing 1. The record is from RefSeq and is a predicted model, not a curated record. The coding region runs from base 207 to 977 and encodes 256 amino acids. Gene Ontology annotation, cellular component: cytoplasm. Gene Ontology annotation, biological process: regulation of cell population proliferation; regulation of reactive oxygen species metabolic process; regulation of mitochondrial membrane potential. The transcript has 4 exons. NCBI's taxonomy places the organism in Eukaryota, Metazoa, Chordata, Aves, Accipitriformes, Accipitridae.